AUGAGUGAAGAACUGUGGGUCGCCCUCACCCCGGAAGAAUUUGACCAGCUCCAGAAAUAUUCAGAAUACUCCUCAAAGAAGAUAAAGGAUGUCUUGACUGAAUUUAAUGAGGGUGGUAGCCUCAAACAAUAUGAUCCACAUGAGCCGAUUAGCUAUGAUGUCUUCAAGCUAUUCAUGAAGACGUACCUGGAGGUGGACCUGCCUCAGCCACUGAGCACUCACCUCUUCCUGGCCUUCAGCCAGAAGCCCAGACAGCAGACCCCUGACCUCCCAAAGGAGGGGGCCAGCAGCAGCAAGGCCAACGUCCCAGGCCCUAAUACACAGAAUGUGGAUAAUGCUGCCAAAGCAGAUGAGGCCUGUGCCCCUGACACUGAAUCAAAGAUGGCUGAGAAGCAAGAACCAGCUGAAGAUGAGGUGGCUGCAACCCUCCCAGGAGCCCCUGCUGCUCAGUCUUCAAGCUCAGAAUCCCCCAUAGUGUACCUGAAGGAUGUCGUGUGCUACCUGUCCCUGCUGGAGACAGGGAGACCUCAGGAUAAGCUGGAGUUCAUGUUCCGUCUCUAUGAUUCAGAUGAGAACGGUCUCCUGGACCAAGCGGAGAUGGAUCGCAUUGUCAACCAAAUGCUGCAUAUUGCCCAGUACCUGGAGUGGGAUCCCACGGAACUGAGGCCUAUAUUGAAGGAGAUGUUGCACGGGAUGGACUACGACCGGGACGGCUUUGUGUCCCUGCAGGAAUGGGUCCACGGAGGCAUGACCACCAUCCCAUUGCUGGUCCUCCUGGGGAUGGAUGAUUCUGGCUCCAAGGGGGACGGGAGGCACGCCUGGACCAUGAAGCAUUUCAAGAAACCAACCUAUUGCAGCUUCUGCCACAUCAUGCUCAUGGGUGUCCGGAAGCAAGGCCUGUGCUGCAUUUACUGUAAAUACACUGUCCACGAACGCUGUGUAUCCAAAAACAUUCCAGGAUGCGUCAAAACAUACUCAAAAACCAAAAAGAGCGGCGAGGUGAUGCAGCACGCAUGGGUGGAAGGGAACUCCUCUGUCAAGUGUGACCGAUGCCACAAAAGUAUCAAGUGCUACCAGAGUGUCACUGCACGGCAUUGCGUGUGGUGCCGGAUGACGUUUCACCGCAAAUGUGAAUUGUCAACAUCGUGUGACGGUGGGGAACUCAGAGACCAUAUUUUACUGCCCACCUCAAUAUGCCCUAUCACCCGGGACAAGCAAAGUGGGAAGUCCGACGGCAGCGUGCCAGCCAAGGGCGAGCUUGUAAUGCAGUAUAAGAUCAUCCCCACCCCGGGUACCCACCCUCUGCUGGUCUUGGUGAACCCCAAGAGUGGAGGGAGACAAGGAGAAAGAAUUCUUCGGAAAUUCCACUAUCUGCUCAACCCCAAACAAGUUUUCAGCCUGGACAACGGGGGGCCUACUCCAGGAUUGAACUUUUUCCGUGAUACUCCAGACUUCCGUGUUUUAGCCUGCGGAGGAGAUGGGACAGUUGGCUGGAUUUUGGAUUGCAUUGAUAAGGCCAACUUGGCAAAGCAUCCACCAGUGGCUGUCCUGCCUCUUGGAACAGGAAAUGACCUUGCCCGUUGUCUCCGCUGGGGAGGAGGUUACGAAGGGGGCAGCUUGACAAAAAUCCUGAAGGACAUUGAGCAGAGCCCCUUGGUGAUGCUGGACCGUUGGCAUCUGGAAGUCAUCCCCAGAGAGGAGGUGGAAAACGGGGACCAGGUCCCAUACAGCAUUAUGAACAACUAUUUCUCCAUUGGUGUGGAUGCUUCCAUCGCACACAGAUUCCACGUGAUGAGAGAGAAACACCCUGAAAAAUUCAACAGCAGGAUGAAGAACAAGCUGUGGUACUUUGAAUUUGGCACCUCGGAGACCUUUGCAGCCACCUGCAAGAAACUCAAUGACCACAUAGAGUUGGAGUGCGACGGGGUUGGGGUGGACCUGAGCAACAUCUUCCUGGAAGGCAUUGCCAUUCUCAACAUUCCCAGCAUGUAUGGAGGCACCAAUCUCUGGGGAGAAACCAAGAAGAGUCGGGCUGUAAUCCGGGAAAGCAGAAAGGGCAUCACUGACCCCAAGGAACUAAAAUUCUGUGUCCAAGACCUCAGUGACCAGCUCCUUGAAGUGGUGGGGCUGGAGGGAGCCAUGGAGAUGGGGCAGAUCUACACUGGCCUGAAGAGUGCGGGCAGGAGGCUGGCCCAGUGCUCCUCUGUCACCAUCAGGACUAACAAGCUGCUGCCAAUGCAAGUGGAUGGCGAGCCCUGGAUGCAGCCACGUUGCACGAUUAAAAUCACUCACAAGAACCAAGCGCCCAUGAUGAUGGGGCCUCCCCAGAAGAGCAGCUUCUUUUCGUUGAGGAGAAAGAGCCGCUCAAAAGACUAA
Messenger RNA from Propithecus coquereli (Coquerel's sifaka), 2376 nucleotides. It is a transcript of the gene DGKG, whose product is annotated as diacylglycerol kinase, gamma 90kDa. Gene Ontology annotation, molecular function: ATP-dependent diacylglycerol kinase activity; calcium ion binding. Gene Ontology annotation, cellular component: plasma membrane. NCBI's taxonomy places the organism in Eukaryota, Metazoa, Chordata, Mammalia, Primates, Indriidae. Bases 1 to 2376 code for a protein of 791 amino acids. Gene Ontology annotation, biological process: lipid phosphorylation; intracellular signal transduction; diacylglycerol metabolic process. The transcript is spliced from 24 exons. The record is from RefSeq and is a predicted model, not a curated record.